Malassezia sympodialis ATCC 42132 is the source of this 441-nucleotide messenger RNA. NCBI's taxonomy places the organism in Eukaryota, Fungi, Basidiomycota, Malasseziomycetes, Malasseziales, Malasseziaceae. The record is from the annotation of a RefSeq genome assembly.
AUGGCGAACCCACGGCAGCGACGCAAGUCGCGCUCUAGCAAGUAUUCUGGACUCGUUCCGAACUUGGGGCAGCAAACAGGCGGUCUCGACCGUAAUGAUCCUUAUCGACAAGUGGUCGAAUCUGGGCCCACUUCUGCAGCUGAAAGCAAGCCGAAAAAGGGUAUGGCUCGGGUCAUCCGUGACGAGGAUGGCAAAGUUGUGGAUAUUGUGGAAUAUGAGAGCGAAGACGACGAAUUGAUGACGCCAUGGGGAAAAGAACUAAACCAUGAAAUUCUUGAAAAAAUUGCCGGCGAGAGCAAGCCGGUUCAGAGAUUCUCUUCUGUGGCUGAGCAUGAAUGGCUCGUUCAGCUCAUCCAGGCUCACGGAUCUGACCAUAAAGCGAUGGCUCUUGACCGGAAACGAAAUAUCUGGCAGAAAACGGCAGGGGAAAUCAGACGGGCG